GGCGCCGGCAGCCGCAGGCCCGGGGCCCUGGGCGGGGGCCGGGUUGAAGAUGGCGCCCUGGCAGGUCCUGCGGUGCUGCCAGCGGAGCCUGGCCUGGGUGCCGGUCCUCUUCAUCGCGCUGGUGGUCGCCUGGUCCUAUUACGCCUAUGUGGUGGAGCUGUGUCUGUUUACUAUUAUCUUCACGGGGGAAAAGGGAAAAGCAGUUGUCUACCUUGUGGUUUUUCAUCUGUCAUUUGUCAUGUUCGUUUGGUCCUAUUGGAUGACAAUUUUUACAUCACCCGCUUCCCCCUCCAAAGAGUUUUGUUUGUCCAAAUCUGAUAAAGAACAGUAUGAAAAAGAGGAAAGACAGGAAUCACAGCAUGAAAUUUUGAAGAGAGUUGCUAAAGAUUUACCUGUCUAUACCACAACAGCAUCAAGGGCCAUCAGAUACUGUGAAAGAUGCCAGCUAAUUAAACCCGAUCGCUGUCACCACUGCUCAGCAUGCGAUAUAUGUGUCCUGAAAAUGGAUCAUCACUGCCCUUGGGUGAAUAAUUGUGUCGGAUUUUCUAACUACAAAUUCUUCCUCCUGUUUUUAAUGUACUCCCUAUUGUACUGUCUCUUUGUGGCCACAACAGUCUUACAGUACUUUAUAAAGUUUUGGACGCUUUGCCGCAGGAAAUCUGCAGAGAAUUGUCCAAAGAAUGAACUACCAGACACACAUGCAAAAUUCCACGUUCUUUUCCUUUUCUUUGUGGCUGCCAUGUUCUUCAUCAGCAUCCUGUCACUUUUCAGCUACCACUGCUGGCUAGUGGGAAAAAAUAGAUCAACAAUAGAGGCAUUCCGUGCUCCCACAUUUCGAAACGGCCCCGAUAAAAAUGGCUUCUCCCUUGGCUGUGGGAAAAAUUUGAGAGAAGUUUUUGGAGACGAAAAGAAGUAUUGGUUGCUUCCUGUGUUUACAAGCUUAGGUGAUGGAUGUAACUUUCCAACUCGUCUGGUGAUGGAUCCAGAACAAGUUAUCGUCACAAGCCAAAGUGAGCCUGCCAAAAGCCCUGGGACCAAUCAGCCCUUGCCUAUAAGGCCACUUAGUGAAUCCAAAAAUCGAUUAUUGUCCAGUGAAUCUCAGUGGCUGGAUGGUGGAUCAGAAGAAGAAGGUGUCAAGUCAGAGAUAAAGAACCAUGUUACAGUUUCAAUAGAAAGUUGAUCUCAGUCUAUUAACAACCAGCUAUUUGAAUGAGAGAAAGGUUUAUACAACACAUUUGUGCUUGAAUAUAUUUUUUAAACUUGGGUGGAAGAAAUUAUCUGCAGAAUGGAUCAGUGUGAAGGCUCAGAUGAUGUACAGACAAUGAAAUCUCCAGUACGGCACCACGGAUGUUGUACGCACUAUUGCAGGGCCGAAAGUAAGAGAGUUGCCUUAAGAAUCGUCAGUGUGCAUUUAUGCAAUACUGACUUAAAUCUGCUACGAAAGUGACUUUGAAAAGUUCUAAUUUUUCAUCAGAUGCUCUAAUACCUUUAAUCAUCUCAAAUUACAUGGGUACAAUUUUUUGUCUCAGCCUAUAUAAAAAUUACCACUUCAAAAAAAAAACUCCCAGCUGAAUAGAUUUCUAAUGAGUGAGUACAGAAUGUUCAGGGCAGUGAUGUUGGGCUGCUUAAGACGUGAAUGAACAGCAGAAUUCCUUUUGCAGGUUUGUACUAUUUGGGGAGGUGACUGCUUUUUUCUAUACUGGACACUUGCCGGUUUAUAAAUGCUGUUUUAUACUUGUAUCAUUUUUAAUGAAGACUUUUUUAUUGCCAGUUGAGAACCACUCAGAAAGUAUUCAGAUGUCUGGCUGCAAUCACGGUCAACAUUGAGCACACUUGAUUUUUGAAAUGAAGGGUUCUUGUCCCAUGCAUGAGUAGAGCAGUUUUAAAUUCCCACUUGGCCAGUGCUUCAAGGGGAGUGGACAGGGACCUGGGAGGAAAUCAAGCUUUGCCUCUGUUUUCUGCUGCUCCCUGGGGGAUCCAUCUUGGCACCUCUGUUUACAGGAGCCUUCUGAGGGCAUUUGCCUCCACCAGGGUCUAGCGUGUUUGUCUAGAAGAGCAGCGGCAGGUGAGGGAGGAGGGAGCUGGGAAGACAAGGCAUCAGGGUUGGGGUGGGAUCUGCUAAAUGUAUCCUUAACCCCAAGUUUUGUUUUUUUUUAGUUUGUUUUUUUGAUUUUGUACUGGCAGAGCUGCAUUCAGUUGACACUUAUUUCCAUUUUUAAAGAUGAUUUUUGAAUAUUAGCUGGACAUUAGAAAUCUGAAGAAGGCUUCUAAGAUGGAAGUCAUGUAGCCAUUCCAGUUGGGCUCACAGUCCCUCCUUGCACGUACCAAGGUGAGGAAUCUGAAUGCAGAUGCUGAAGCUCAGUCUGUAAGGCCAACACCCCCCCCCAACACACACACUAUAUGCCUUUUUUUCUUUUACAGUAGUCCAGGAAGACAGGAUAUUGUAUGUACCAGAUUAAUGCAGAAUGCUCUUUUUCUCUUUGAGGAAAUAUUAUAGUGUCUUGCAUUAGAAACUCACAAAGAUUUCAAAACACAUUUUUUUCCCCACAGUGAUGAGUAAAGUAUUAAAGCUUUUUUCGUUUGUGUUUUAA
Messenger RNA from Ornithorhynchus anatinus (platypus), 2591 nucleotides. RefSeq names its product zinc finger DHHC-type palmitoyltransferase 20 (gene ZDHHC20). The record is from RefSeq and is a predicted model, not a curated record. Gene Ontology annotation, biological process: synaptic vesicle maturation; peptidyl-L-cysteine S-palmitoylation; protein targeting to membrane. The transcript has 14 exons. Gene Ontology annotation, molecular function: protein-cysteine S-palmitoyltransferase activity. Bases 50 to 1180 code for a protein of 376 amino acids. Lineage: Eukaryota; Metazoa; Chordata; Mammalia; Monotremata; Ornithorhynchidae. Gene Ontology annotation, cellular component: endoplasmic reticulum; Golgi apparatus.